This is a messenger RNA of Salvia splendens (bonfire salvia), 621 nucleotides long. RefSeq names its product disease resistance RPP8-like protein 3. Gene Ontology annotation, molecular function: ADP binding. The record is from RefSeq and is a predicted model, not a curated record. The transcript is spliced from 2 exons. Lineage: Eukaryota; Viridiplantae; Streptophyta; Magnoliopsida; Lamiales; Lamiaceae. The coding region runs from base 1 to 621 and encodes 206 amino acids.
AUGGAAGCCGAAGAUAUCAUCGAAAUGCUUCUGACGGAACAACUUCGUCACAAUUUCAGGUACACGCACUGGAUUGCACAACUAAGUAGUCUCAAGUUUGAAAUCAAGUUGCGUAAAGUAAGAACUCUAAUGGAUUCAAUCGCCGAAGAGGCGGCAGAGAUGAAAAAUAGCAUCAAAUUCGAAGAUGCACAAAUUCAUGAUUCCGUUGAGGCUAGUUCAUCUUCAUCAUCAUCAUCAUCAUCAUCACUAGUUGCAGAUACUGGAAAAUUGAAAAUGCCAUUCGCCACACCUCCAAACCCUCCCAAUAUUUGGCAUGGGAGGUAUUGGGAAACGACUCUCGCUGGAACUGUCUACGACGAUCCAUUAAUCAGAGAGCAUUUUCAAAUUCGUGCUUGGGUGACAGUAUCACAAGAUCAUAGCGAGAGAGAAAUUCUUUCAGAUCUGCUGGAUUCGAUGAGAGAAUUUGACGCGGAAUGGAGGAAAGAAUCCACAAGAGAUAGAUCCGAAGAGGGAAACGAGUCUCUGUUGGAAAUUCCUGAAAUGAGCAAUACUGAAAUGGCACUAAAAGUGCACAAAAUCCUAGUAGGAAGGAGGUUUCUCAUUGUAAUGGAUGAUAUAUGA